AUGACCUUGACUGCCCUUGGCCAGUUGGCACCUCUGGAAACUCUGGGCAAGUUUGAGUUGCAGAAGAUACUUAAUCGUGAGAGGAUGAAUUACAAAAAUCUCAUGACCGACUAUCAAAUGCAGAAGGCUGAAUACAAAAGCCUGCAGGAUAAGUUCACACAGUUGCACGGACAACAGGAACACCUAGUGAGCAACAGACAGACUCAGGAGGAAAGAGUGCAGCUGCUUUUGGUGCAAGGAGAGCUGAUGGACAAAACCAGGGAGCUUAAGGAGCUUCGACAGUGGGUGGUGACUCCUCAGCAACUGGAGUUGCUCAGAACUCAGGUGAAGCAAGAAAUGAAUGCUCCAGUUCAAGAGAAAUUCAACAAACAAGAGGAGACAGAGAAGUACACAUCUAUGAACAACAAGCUGCAAUAUGAGAAGACCUUCAUCAAGUCUUUGACCACCAAGUUUGACCACCAGAGUAAAGAACAUUCUCAAAUGCUUAAGAAGAGGAGGAGUCACUAUGAGGUGAAGCUCACAUGCGUGGAGAGGGAAAGGGAGCACCUGGGUGCUCAGUACCACGGUUCAGACCCACUGUGUGAUGGGAAAGGAGAUGGUGCUCAGCUGAGGGAGAAAUCCCCACUUGAAUUUGAACUGAAGAAGCUGGAGAAAGAGAUGGCUGACCUGCGAGCCCAGAAAGACAACUUGGAUCAGCAGGCUGAGAACAUGCAGAGUGUCCAGAUCAGACAGCUAUCAGAGCAUCAAGCUGCAGUGAAGUUAUUGGAGGCAGAGCGUCAGUCCCUGCGACUACAAGUGGAGCGGAUGGAGAGUGAGCUUCAUCUGAUCCUUGAGCAGAAUAAGCAGCUCACAAAGCAACUGCACAAAGCUGAGAGAGAAAGCAACUCUACCUGUGAGGUUGGAAGUCUGGAGAAGAAUUCACAUAGGCCAGAGAUUGCCAGUGUCAAACUAGGGUGUAUCCCCUCGAAAGGAGAUGUGGCGAGGGAGCGACACAUAAUGCAGGGGCAGAUGGGUGACCUACAGGCAGGUAUGGAGGUGCUAAAAGCUGCAAUGCAUCAGCAAAGACACAUUCUGGAGAAGAAGAGGGAGAUGGUCAGAAGGGUGCAAGCUGCCCAUGGGGAGGAGCUCUGCAAAACUGUGACCUUGCACAAGGAAAAAAUGGAGUUGAACAACCCCUUCACCGCAUUAGAACAGCAGAGGGUGCAGCAGGAUCUUGCAGAUCCUGCAAAGAAGGAAGAGUUGGAGGAACAUCUUCGUGGGGGCCAGCAAGGUGAGGAGUCAGCUUGCGGAGAAGUGCAGGGCCUUAGAAGCACACUUCAGCAGCAAAGCUCAAAGCUUGAGGAGCUGGAGGGACAGAAAACAGAGAUUGUUGAGCUACAGCAACAGUACCAGGACAAUGAGGACCAGGGGGCUCAGUAUCUGGAGGCAGAGGCGGCAGACCUGAGCGCCCAAAAUGAAAACUUGGGUGAACAGUUUGAGAACAUGCAUCAUGUCCAGCUCAGAGAGCUCUCAAAGUCUCCAGCUUCAGUGAAGUCACAAGAGGCAGUGAAUCAGUCUCUACGACUGCAGCUCGAGCAGAUGGAGAGCAAGCUUGAUCUGAACAAGGAGCAGAAUAUCCAGCUCACAAUGCAACUGCACAAAGCUGAGAAAGAGGUCAACUGCCUCUCCUGUGAAAUUGACAGUCUGAAGAAUAGACAUAAGAUAGAGAUCACCGAUGUCAUAAGGCAGUAUAUCUGCUCUAAAGAAGAGGGGGAGAGGGAGAGAGACACAUCGCAAGUAGAUAUGAAAGUGCUAAAAGCUGCAGAGGCGCAACUCAAAAACAUCAUGGUAAAGAAGGAGAGAGAGACAGUCAGGAGGGAGCAGGCUGCCAGUGGGGAAGAGAGCUUCAAAACUGUUGCUCUGCUCAAGGAAAAGUUGGAGAUGGAGAACCGUCUCGCAGCAUUGGAACAGCAGAUGGCGCUGCUGGGUACUGCAGAUCAUGCACAGAAGGAAGAGUUGGAGGAACAUCUUCGAGGUGCCCAGCAAGGUGAGGAGUCAGCCUGCAGAGAAGUGCAGAAACUGAAAACCAGACUUCAUAAGCAAAGCUCACAGUUUGAGGAGCUAAGAAGAACCCUGGACAGAGUCAAGGAGGAGCUGAGGACAAAGGCUGAUGAGGUUGAGUGGUUGGAGGAGAAACAAAAGCUGCAUCAGAAAUAUUCUCAUAUCAAAGAGAGACUGCAGAGGGAAGCAGAGGCCAAACAGAAGAGGGAGACGCUGACAAAAGACAAAGAGAAGAGACUGCAGGAUAAGAUCCAGUUGCUGCAGGCACAGAUAGAAGAACGUUCAUCUUCAGCGAAAGAGGCCAAACUCAACAAACAGCUAAAAGAGCUUCAGCAGCGACACAACAAGUUUCGACAGAUCAUCCUGGACAGGUAG
Pleuronectes platessa (European plaice) is the source of this 2415-nucleotide messenger RNA. Its product is annotated as centrosomal protein of 83 kDa-like. Lineage: Eukaryota; Metazoa; Chordata; Actinopteri; Pleuronectiformes; Pleuronectidae. The transcript has a single exon. The record is from RefSeq and is a predicted model, not a curated record. The coding region runs from base 1 to 2415 and encodes 804 amino acids. Gene Ontology annotation, cellular component: centrosome.